Messenger RNA from Phycodurus eques (leafy seadragon), 2682 nucleotides. RefSeq lists its product as uncharacterized. The record is from RefSeq and is a predicted model, not a curated record. The transcript is spliced from 7 exons. Lineage: Eukaryota; Metazoa; Chordata; Actinopteri; Syngnathiformes; Syngnathidae.
UUCCUCGAGCCGCCGCCAUGUGCGAGGAGCUGCUCGCGCGUCUCAACGACCCGCAAUCCGCCAACUGGCUGAAGGCGGGCCAGUGCCUGUACAUCGUCAAGGACGCCGUGCAUCCCUUCGCCGAUCAGCGCGUGCGACUUUUCCACCGAGAUUUGCUCCGCGACGAGCCUCGUCUGCGGCGGCGACUCAGACGCAGCUAGCGCAGAAACAAGCGAGCGUUUCGUUUGACGCCCGUGCAGCUUUCCAGGGCCCGCGGCUCGUGUUUGCGCUGGAAGUCCGAGAUCGUCAAGCACCACAGGAGACCCGAGUCCGCCCUCCACCGGGACAACCGCGCUCCUUCUGCGUGGCCGACGCACCACUGGGAGCUGGCCAAGAAGCGAAAUUCCAACCUCAAGCUUCCGGAAAGUCGCCGUGUAUUUUUGUUUGUUCCGGCCCGCGUGAAGGCGGCGCAUCAGUGCGAUCCCUCCGCUCUGCUCAACCUCAUCAACGUCUGCCACUGUUUUGCCUCCGUGACCUCUAACCCGGCUCGCGUGACAGAGGUGAGCGUCCCGACAAUGCUAACCUGUGCAAAAAAACAAAACAACACAAAAAGAGCACUCGGCUUUUGUCCUUUGACGAAUCAUCGUGCCGCUCCAAAUUCACGUUUCGUGCGGCUGUUCGGCCACGUACCCGGCAUGGCGCCGGCGGAGCGACGGCUAACCCGGAUGCUGGCAGUUGAUUUGUCAAUACGCGCGACCGACGCCGUGGAUUAUACCGGCACGGCGUUAGCUGCGGAUUACGAUAUCAGCCCCCGACUAAUCGCCCAACGGGAGGCGGCCUUACUACAAGAGAGGCUGCGGGAGUUGCGGCCUUCGGCCGAAGACGAAACCGUGGACAGCGAGCAGCUGACGAUGCCGCAGGGCUUCCUGCGGGAGAACAAAGAUCUCGGCGCCAAGUUUUCUGCCGAGCCGCCGUCCGUCGGCACGUCGAGUCAGAGCUGACGCGCGGCCGGCGGCCGAUUGGGCGAUUGUCUACGAUCUCGCCACGUCGUACGCGUAGCCGUAGACGACCCACCUCUGGCGCAGGGACACGUUGAAUCGGACCGUGACGUACAACAGCUCGUCCUCCCUCAGAGCGACGGACGCCGAUCCGGAAUGUUCUCGAGAUGUCGGGCGAAGCGGGCGAACGGUGCCGUUGUUCUCGCAAAUGCUGCACGUUAAGGAACAACAGAGCGGUCGCCGCUUGUCAACGUUGGUUUUCACCACUGGCGGAGCUGCGGGAAACGGAGGCCAUACCUGAUGGAAACAUAAAGCUGAGCGUCCGCCGGCAAAGCGGGGAAGGCCCACGAGCAGUUGAGCACAUCGUUCGGGUAAAGCGAGCAGUUAAAGGUUUCGUUCUCUUCGAUAUACACCGUGUCACCGAAAUCCGCUUCUGAGGAACUCAACGCUCGGAGCUGGGGAAACAGAUGCGUGCGAAUUGAAGCUAAGUGCACUCGCACGCGCUCGGGACUCGCAGGUUCGGAUACGCUUCUUACGUUAGCGAUCAGGUUUUCACCCUGACAGGCGUCGACGUCGGCGGCCUCUGUCGAGAAGGAAUAUACGUUGCGGUGGCUGCGGCUCACCACCGGCGCGGCGUUUGGUUUUGGUUUUUUUACCUCUACCUGUGUUGUUUGUGUUUUAGGAUUAUUGUGCAAAACAAUGGACCCAUUCCCAUAAAAGGGGGAAAAUAAUAAAGACUGAACCUUUCACAUUUGUUUGAGUUCACACAAAAGAAGAAUGUAAAAGUUUGUCAUUAGCUCACAAGUUUGAUGCAGGAGAAAUUCUCCCCCCCCCCCAUUGGUUCCAAUGUCCUUGGAGGGAUUGUAUCAAUUUGAAAAUUGCCAAAUUCAAGUGGUCGUCAUGCUUGUUCUAUUCCCCCCCAGAUGGUGACCCUUCGCUAGACUGCACACGCGGAUUAUACUGCCGUUGUUGCUCAUGGUGCGUGCGUGCGUGCGGGAAUCGGUGGUCAUCUACCGCUUUGGAAGGCCGCCACGAUCAGCAGACCGCAACGAACGAGUGCUUGAGCUCGACACGACUUCAUCGCCGACCUGCAAGUGCGCACACGCACGCCGAACUGAAAAGAAAGACAAAAGACGUCGAUGAGCGCACACGCGCAGUUGCUGUACGAGCCGCUGCGAAAUCAUUUCCCGCGGCUUUUCUAACUUCCCUUUUGGGAGGGUCGCCAGAAAGAAGCCGUCGGUCAGUCGCCGAAGGCGUCCGCAAACGCCGAGAGACAAAUUACCCGCCGACCUUCCUCUUGCUUUGACUUGUGACUCGGAGCCGACGCGCGGGCGCCUCCUCGUUGAGUGAGCGGGCGCGGUUCAAAAAGUGAACGUCACGUCGUAAGGAGGCACGCCGCGCGCUCGGAGGGAAAUAUUCGGAUGAUUAUAGCUCGCGGCAAACGGAAAGCCCAAAUUGGCCGUCUCUGCAAAAUACGAUAUCACACGACAAACCGUGCGCACGAUUUGGAAAGGAGGAAUUUGCCCUGCGGAAAGUAGUUCGCCAAUGAUUUUAAAGUACGAGUGCGGAAAUGUACCUUUGAGCGCGUCUCCGUAUGUUCGGGGGCGACACAUUACUACUUCGACAUUCAAGCGAAUGGUCGGGACGUGUGAACAGGUUGACUUUUCAUGUGAAUUGUGGCAAUUUAAAAGCUCUUUUUUCUAAA